CUCCGUAAGCUCAAGCUCGUCACUGGUUAAAUGUGGAGCCUUUUCGAGGAGGGUGAACUUUCUUUUUCCGUCAUCCCAAAAUACAGCAGUGACAUUUGUUUACACGUAGGUAAACAUAAUCGAAGAUCGUAUUCGAUACGAAAUGGACUCCUCUGAGCACGGCUCUUCAAAGUCAUCUACAGGUGAAGCCAGUGCAGGGACGCUACCGCCAGGCCUGACAGAGGAGGAGGCAGAAGAGAUACAGGUGGAGCUCACCAAGGUGGAGGAUGAGAUUCAGACACUGAGACAGGUUAUCGUGGUGAAGGAGAGGCACGCCGCUGAGCUCAAGCGCAGACUUGGCAUCGGUCCCCUCUCCGAAAUCAAACAGAACCUCACCAAAGGCUGGCAUGAAGUCCAGUGUUCCAAUGCUUAUAUGAGAACCUCACAAACUCUUGGAGACUUGAAUCGUAGAGUUUCCUCAUCUAAUUUAUACCUUACAGCUUCGGCCACACUUGAAGAAAUUGGACGUUCUGAUGCCUAUAAGAGGACUCAGGAGACUCUGUCUCAGGCAGGUCACAUGACAUCAGCUGCGUUCUCCUCGGUGGGCUCUGCCAUCAGAAACCGAUUUGGAGAGAUGAGGGCUCUGCCGUACUCUAACUCUGGUAGCAACUUUUCCAUGCGUCACUCUUUAAGUAUGCCAGCUAUGAGGAACUCGCCAAGCUUUAAAUCCUUUGAGGACAAGGUGGAGAAUAUGAAGUACAAAGUAAUGGGGCGAUCAAAUGGAGAGAGCGACCAUUCGCCAACCAGCAACAACGCUCCUUUCUGAGCAGGAAGCACAACCUCAUGACCAAGAACUGAUCUCUGCUAUCCUUCUGUAACGCUG
This is a messenger RNA of Carassius auratus (goldfish), 862 nucleotides long. RefSeq names its product tumor protein D54-like. The transcript is spliced from 10 exons. The coding region runs from base 143 to 805 and encodes 220 amino acids. Lineage: Eukaryota; Metazoa; Chordata; Actinopteri; Cypriniformes; Cyprinidae. The record is from RefSeq and is a predicted model, not a curated record. Gene Ontology annotation, cellular component: cytoplasm.